AUGCGUCUUCUACUACUAUUUUUCUCCUUCAUAUUCCUGUCAUCAAGCUCCGCUUCUUCCCUGGCGACAGGUUCUGGAAUUCUGGAGAUUCUCAUAGAAUCUGGAGCACCAACUGAUGUUAACUUCAUAGUGACCUUUGACAACGAGUCUCAUGUCACUUGGCGUCAUUUAGAGCCAAACAUUCCGGAAUUAUUGAUUUUCGACGAAUUCAAUCACACGAGUUUCUUCCACAGGAUAAAUGUCACGAUUCACGAUAACGUCACAUCGCAUUCGACGAUUACUUACACAUUUCAAGGCUUAUACGAUAUUGACGAUCUUCCAGUACCGUAUACCGGAUUGCAAAUAAAAUUCAAGUGUGCUGAAAAUAGGUACGGCUUAAGCUGUCAACAACCAUGUACGGAUCCCAGAGGAAACUGGCGAUGUGAUCAAUUUGGACAACAUAGUUGUGCCGAGGGUUACUGUGGAUGGAAUUGUCAUAAAUUUGGAUCGGAAUGCCAUCGCUUCGGAGAAUGCAAAUGUCAGAAUGGUGGAAAAUGUUAUCCACAUCCCAUCCUCCUUCAGCAUCUAGUCAUGUGUGAAUGUCCGCCAGGUUACCAUGGAGAUCAUUGCGAGGAAUUCAAGUAUUUCGACAGAAAACUGAAGUUUUCGGCAAAUUUCGGGCUGAACACGACGAUUAAGAACAAAUUUUCGAAUCGAACCGAUAUCUACCAACUUUUCGAAAAAUACGAAAAGGAACAGCGGACAUCAGGGAAUAAGGAAUUUCUUGCAUUUUUCAAGCAUUUCGAUAUAGCGGCAAAACUAUGGAUUCUGAUUUGCAUGGUGGCGAUGGCGGGUUACUGUAUCUACAAAUUCUGUGGAGAAUCGAAAAAUGAGAAGAAGAUUCUGGAGACUUCGGGAGAUAAGAAGAAGACGUCAGAAGAAGAGAAGAAGUGUAUUCUGAUUGAAAUGAAUGACAUGUGA
Molecule: messenger RNA, 960 nt
Organism: Caenorhabditis remanei
Lineage: Eukaryota; Metazoa; Nematoda; Chromadorea; Rhabditida; Rhabditidae
Exons: 3
Coding region: 1-960 (319 amino acids)
Biological process (GO): Notch signaling pathway; cell fate specification; cell communication
Cellular component (GO): membrane
Molecular function (GO): Notch binding
Source: RefSeq, a predicted model, not a curated record